Penicillium canescens is the source of this 2202-nucleotide messenger RNA. RefSeq lists its product as uncharacterized. The record is from RefSeq and is a predicted model, not a curated record. The coding region runs from base 1 to 2202 and encodes 733 amino acids. The transcript has 2 exons. NCBI's taxonomy places the organism in Eukaryota, Fungi, Ascomycota, Eurotiomycetes, Eurotiales, Aspergillaceae.
AUGCCUCCACCAAGAGGCACUUUGUCACGAUCAAACACGUUGCCUUCGUCAUUUCCCGGAAAAGAAAAAGAAAAAGAAAAAGAGAAGGACAGAGACAAGGAAAAAGAGGAAAGUACUAGUAAAAUCUCGGUUGUUGGCGCUUCCGAUUCUCGGGGAUUGGAUGCCCAGUUCAGCUUGCUGGAACAAACUUUUGCAGCUUAUAUCCUCUCUCUGCAGUCUCGAAGUGGAAACAUCCUGGGCCGAAUGCUUCGUGCCAGAGAUAAUGCCGACCGGGCACCGGUCAAUGAGCUCUACAACAUUUUGCUCGAAGACCCAAGCAAGAUCCAGGCUGCCGCCGAAGUGCCUGUUGAUACGUUGUUUGUUGCAUUUGAAACCUUCUUGGCGAACGCAUGGAAAAGAAGCAUGGGUCCCGUUCUGAGCUCUUCUUCUUUGAAAUGGGUCCAGAGCCAGUUUGACACCAUGAUCCCCCGCGACUUUGACGAGCAAUUCCGCAGAUUCCUUUCGGAAAUGAGUCCGCAGAACAGACGAGCGCUAGCUGCAAUCAUUCGGCUGCUUGCUGAGCUGCUCGAUGCAUCAGGGAAUGAUGGGGAUCGUGGUGCCCUGACCAUGGCGUUUGCUGAGGUAAUAACGGAAGACGGAGAUCCUAUCCAUCACGUUUCUCUUUUGGAUCGACUGGUCGAUGACUUUGACAACCUCUUCGAAGACUUCAUCCCCGGUGGCACUUCAGUGGAAGGAACCCUAACUGUCAAUCAAUCGAAGACCUCACAUGGCAAUGCCGGAUCUGUUGGCUCUAAUUCUUCUUCUUUCCGCAAACGAUUCGGCUUUUUGCACAAGGACACUUCAAAGAGCGAGAAGAGUGAAAAAGGUGAAGGAGAAAGCAAGGUUGCUUCAAUUCUACGGACAUUAAGCAAGAAACAAAGCCCAGCUGGCUCAGAGCCCAACACUCCGAAAGGCUCCCUGAUACGAUCCAAGUCGACCGAUGUGGACGCCCGGCUGGGAUUCCUUCGCCCUACAUCCCGCGAUCGCCCCUACGGCUUUGCAUCUGAAGAAACUAUCUCAAGACCAGGCACUGGCUACGAAAUGCCUCCAUCUUUGUCCUCUGUCCGAGGAAUAUCUGAUGAUGGUGUGCCCAGAGUUCGUAGGAAGCGCAGGAGCUCACUGUCGGACCUAAGACCAAAUACGGCAUCCUCAGAUUCAUCCAACAUCUCUCCCACUCAGCAACUUCGUCCGGUAACACCCUCUAGCCGCCCACGAGGAGAGGUUAUUACACCUACUAGACAGCCCAGGCCUCAGAGCAGCUAUAUUCCAGCAUCGCCUGCACGUGGCAAGUCACCGGCGAAAUCGGGUUCACCAGUACGAUUAGGAUCACCCAUUCGCAGAAUGUCUCCCAAUCGACCUUCUACACCGAGCCGGAAGGAGAACAUUGAUCCUAAGACACCCUACACGGAGAGAACAUCCAAAUCCCGAGGUAGUGUUUCACAAUCGCCUGCCGACGAAAAUAGACGAUCUCGUGCGUCUGGUAUUCCUCAACGGGCGCCAGGCCUUCGAGAGCGCCCGACAACCAACGGCUCCGAUAGCAGACGGCCACAGCCAUCGUCUUCUUCGCAGAAGCCGAAAAUACGGAUGCAGAGUCCACAAAAGCUACGCGAUCGUGUGCAGCAGGAAAAGAAGGACCAAUCAGCUACUCAAUCAGGCUUCAAAGAUGAGCUCACGGCACUUGGUGACGAAUUACGAUCUUUCACGUUUGCGUCAACGAAACCGCUCGGUUUAGACUUCAGUAUGGACCGCACAAACAGCUGUCCAUCUUCUGAUAACAAUGCAGCUCUUGAAGCUCGCAUGCGCACCCUCGAGGCCCGGUUCGAUAUGCUUAGUGGAGAAUACAAUGGCCGCACAACUGCUCUUGAAAAAGAUUUGGAGUCGUCUUUGAUUCUCAGCGAGCGACGCGUGAAGAAACUCGACGAGCUUUAUCGCGAAGCGAGCGCCGAAAACGAGGCGCUUUAUGAUCGCUUCAAUACAGAACUCAGCAAGAUUGCCAAGGAAGUUCGAUCAGGAAACGGAGAGGACUCCUUGAAAUCCCAGCUGGCAAGUGCUCUAGACGAGAUCAACCGGGUUAAGAAGGAGAACUUCCGACUGAAACGAGAAGUUGGAGGCCUUCGCGCCCAGCAUGCCGCUGCUGCACUGGUCAAGGCGAGUGAACAAUGA